Messenger RNA from Lingula anatina, 3520 nucleotides. RefSeq names its product kinesin-like protein KIFC3. NCBI's taxonomy places the organism in Eukaryota, Metazoa, Brachiopoda, Lingulata, Lingulida, Lingulidae. Gene Ontology annotation, molecular function: microtubule binding; microtubule motor activity; ATP binding. The record is from RefSeq and is a predicted model, not a curated record. Gene Ontology annotation, biological process: microtubule-based movement. Gene Ontology annotation, cellular component: microtubule cytoskeleton.
GAAUCUAAUACUUAUACUGACUUUAAAUAGUGUGGUUUGUGAAAUGAAGAUUUUAAAUUAAAAUGAAAAAUCCAGGUUAAUAAUAUAUGUACAAGUGCAGGUAUUGUAUACCAGGAUGAGUCACCCAGUAAUAAUAACAACACAAACAUCCCAGCUCCCAUGCUGGCUGUGCCUUUAUUAUACCCAGCCUCUGAUAUUAUCACCUAAUUUAAAAUGACAUUUUUUUCUACCUUCCAGAGAGAAAUUUACUGUGGGUCAUUAGCCGUCUGUCCACUUCACGAAGGUGGGCCCUUGAAAAUCUUGAAUAUUUGUGAAGAACUUACAAAGAAGCACAAACAAGUGGAACGACUAAUUAUAUAGAGCAGGUUGUAGGGACUUUGUACAAGCUGGUGAACCUUUGGGACUUGGAGAAAAUGUUGAGUAUUUGAGACUUGUUACAGUUGAAGCAGAAUGUAGAUGGAGUCUCCAUGGAACUGUGGGUGGAGUUGUGAAGGCUUAGGUGAACAGCUGAGCUGUUGACUGUCUAAAAAACUACAGCAGAGAAGGAGAAGUGAGGUUGCCACAGCCAACAUCUUCAUUGAGGAAGUUUAAGUUUAGGCAACAAAACUAAGAAGACAUGGCGUACCAAGUGGUCACCCCCUCUCAUAUGAUGGGAUUGAAGCACAGGGAGCCAGUGUUCAAGACACCUAUGACUUUCAGUCCUCGUUUGGUAGGAGAGCAGGCAAGACCAUCCCCAUCCAGAGUUGAUGUGUGGAGGGAACAGCUAGGCUUAGAUGAUGACCCGUAUGGAUGUAAUGGUCAGCCGGACAUGCCCAGCUCUGAUGAAGAAGAACUAGAGCAGUAUCAGCCACAGGAGACCUGUUCUAUGAUAGAGUACCAGGCCCUGAAGAAAGAGUUGGAGGAGAGGAAUUCACAGAGAGAUGAACUGUUGUACAAAAUUAAGAUGUUGAAUGACAAAGGAAAGAAUUACAAGGCUCGUCUUGUCAAAGAGGAGAACAACAAGAAACAGCAAAUCAAGAUCAUGAGGAAAACGCACGAAUCUCACUUAGAGGCCAAACAAAACCUAGUCCAAAACUUACAAGAUGUCAUAGAUGAACAGGAAGCUAAAAUCUUCCAACUGGAAGCAGAAAUUAAAGGGGAUGCAAGUCGCAGAUCAAAACCUCCAUCCGCGGUGAACAAGUUAGUUGAUCAGAUUCAGCAUUUAGAGUCUGAAAAGGCCGAGCUGACAGGACAGUUACUCACAGCUCAGGCAGAGCUCCAAAAUUUCCGCUCAGAGAAAGAGGAACAGGAUAGGACUACCAAAAGUGCAAUAAAUAAAUUGGAGAAAGACAAUAGGUCGUUGCAAGAGGAGGUAGUAGGCCUUAGAAACUCACAGGGCAAUGGCAGCACAGACACAGAGAAACAACUGUUGAAGUUAGAGCAGGACUGUGACAGACUGCAGAGGGAGCUUUCCGAGUCCCGCAGACUGCAGCCCAAACAACCCUAUAAUUAUGCUGCAGAGAAUGCUAAAAUAAAGAAAUUAGAAGAAGAAAAUGAGCACUUGAAAAACAGGGUGCUGGAACUGGAGACAGACUGUGCUAUAAAACAGAAGGAGCUCUCGGACUUAAAGCUCAAACACAAGGAAGACAUUCACAGGCUGACCUCAGAGAAUGUUGGUGUGAACAAGCAGCUGCGUCAGAUGAGACAAGAUCUCACCUCCCAACAGAGCAAAGAGCCUCAGGUCCACACCAAGGUCGAGAAGGUUGAAGUCGAGUCCGAGGCCAGUAAGAAGGCACUGGCAGAAGCCAUGGCCGAGAAGGAUAAGCUACGCAAUCAGAUCACGACAUACCAAAGAAUGUACAAUGACAGCAACAAACAGUUGACUGCAGAGAAAAUCAAAGUCACUGAUCUUGAAAAGAGGUUAAAGGAGUACGAGAAGCAGAUGGAGGUUGUCAAGUCGGAGAUGAUGAGGGAGAUGAAACAGCUGGAGCAGACCAAGUCUCAUGCCGUGGACCAGGCUGCCAAGAGGGCCGAGGAGAAGAUGAUGUCCCUGAACGCCAACUACACACGGGCCAAGCUGGGACUUCAGAUGCUCUGGCCUCAGUUUACGCAACUGGUAAAGGAGCACAAAGCAUUGAAGAAGGACAUGUCUGCCUUUCCUCUCCUCAUUAAGCAGACCGUGGGAAUGACACUGAAAGAGAUUAGCAAAGCUGUCCAUAAUGUCAGUGAGUACAACAAGGAACUAGUCAGGAAGUACAAGAAGGAGAUGCAGUUGAGGAAAAAAUACCACAAUGAGCUUGUGGAACUCAAAGGAAACAUCCGUGUUUUCUGUCGUGUCCGUCCAAACAUCCGUGAAGAUGGCAGUGGUCAGCAGGCCCAGUCAGUGGUCAGUUAUGACCAGGAUGAUGAUGGACUGCUGUUCAUCAAUAACAAAGGUGGACGCCUCCAGACAUUUGAGAUGGACAAGGUCUUCACAGAGGACAGCACUCAGACAGAGGUAUUUGAUGAAGUGAAGGCACUGGUGACGUGCUGUGUGGAUGGAUACAAUGUCUGCAUAUUUGCCUAUGGUCAGACAGGGUCUGGAAAGACUUAUACUAUGGAGGGCCCCAGUGAAGACCCAGGCAUCAACCAGAGAGGACUGAUGGAGCUGUUCAGGGAGACUGCUGACAGGGCUCUGGAGUGGCAGUAUGACAUCACAGUCAGUGUAAUGGAGAUCUACAAUGAAAUGAUCAGAGACCUUUUGAGUUCUGACCCCAGCUACAAGAUGGAGGUGAAGAUGAGCCCCGAGGGGGGUCUGUAUGUCCCAGGGCUGACCACCAUCAGGGUCCAGUCUGUGGAGGACAUUAACGAGACCUUUGCCCUAGGACACAGGAACAGAGCGACAGCAUGCACAAACAUGAAUGAGCAUUCCUCGCGCUCGCAUGCUCUGCUUUGUGUGAAUGUGAUUGGGAGAAACAAAACUACUGGAGCCAAGACUGUGGGCAAGCUGAACUUGGUUGACUUGGCUGGCUCUGAGCGGGUGAAUAAGUCUGGUGCGGACGGUGCCCGUCUGAAGGAAGCCCAGAACAUCAACAAGUCCCUGUCCUCCCUGGGUGACGUCAUCCAGUCCCUGAGGAACAAGCAGGCUCAUGUUCCCUACAGGAACUCCAAGCUCACCUACCUCCUGCAGGACUCUCUGGGUGGUGACAGCAAAACCUUAAUGAUAGUCCAAGUUGCCCCAGUGGAGAAGAACGUGAACGAGACACUUUCCAGUCUGAGUUUUGCGCAAAGAGUGCGCACAGUGGAAUUGGGCAUGGCCAGUAAGAAGACAGAGUCCUCCGAGGUGGCUGACCUUAAGGAGAGGCUCGCACAGUAUGAGGGUGGGCGCUCUACGCCAACGAAAGGCACUUCUUCCCGGGCAACGUCAGCGGUAAAAAGAAACAAGUUCACUGUGUUUUAUCGUACCACCAGCAUAGGUGCUGGCGGUACACAUGGUUUUAGUCCCGACCUGCAUGUUCUGCUGGCUCAGCCACCACAUCACCGUUACGGCUUCUCCUCCUAG